ACCACAGGCACAUACGACCACAGGGUGUGGAAACCAGGGCUUCCCGUCCGCUCAGCCGUACUUAAGCCACACGCCGGGAGGUUAGUAGUUGGGUGGGUGACCACCAGCGAAUCCCUUCUGUUGUAUGUUUUUGUUUGCAUCAUUCUGGUUUUGAUCAAGUGUCUUCACUUUCCUUGCAGGCCUUGCCGACACACCAAGGGAGACACUUCGCUUUUCAUAUGGUCCCAGCCAGCGGAAUGGCAGAUUGUAGAACAUUUGUUGUCAGAACACCACACACAGGGACAGCGAAAGUAG
This is a messenger RNA of Aspergillus brunneoviolaceus CBS 621.78, 294 nucleotides long. The record is from RefSeq and is a predicted model, not a curated record. Lineage: Eukaryota; Fungi; Ascomycota; Eurotiomycetes; Eurotiales; Aspergillaceae.